Molecule: messenger RNA, 1956 nt
Organism: Theobroma cacao (cacao)
Lineage: Eukaryota; Viridiplantae; Streptophyta; Magnoliopsida; Malvales; Malvaceae
Product: N-acetyltransferase
Source: RefSeq, a predicted model, not a curated record
AAAAAAAAAAAAGAAGAAAAGACGGCAAGAAAGAAAGAAAAAUGCACCCAAGGAAAAGCUCUUCGUCUCUCUCUCCAAUCCUAGUCGGUAAUUGCGAGGUUUUGAUUGACGCGAACAAGUACAGUUGCAACUCUGAUUCCAACAGCCUCCAAAUCUCUAUUUCAAAAAACACAAAUAUUAAAAUCUCGGUGAGGGAAGAGAUGAAUACAAAGUCUGGUAAUGACCUUUUGCCCUCAAAAUCUGAAGGAAAAGGUGAGGAAGGUAGAUGUUCCGCUGCCAAAAAUAAAUAUAUGGUUGUUCUUGUUAAUCCUAAAGAUGUUGAUGGUGCUACAAAAUCUUAUCUUCAGGAAGCGCUGAAGUUAUUCAAUGGGGAGUUACCAACAAUGAAUUAUGCUGCAAAUACGGGAAAGCAGUCUAUGUUUCUUGAAAGAUGUUUGUCAAAUGGGAAAUACUGCACAUUGCUUCUGAAGUAUAAGCCUUUUGAAGAGUUUGAGGAGGUUAUAGCGGCAAUCACUUAUCAAAUCAUCCCUGCUGACACACAGUUUGCUGAGAUCCCUCUUGCUGCUGUUAAUUCAAUCUAUCAGCAUAAGGGUUUUGGUCGCUUCUUGUAUAUGGAAUUGAAGAAGAGACUUCAGAGUGUUGGCAUUCGCACAAUAUUAUGUUGGGGUGACGAGGAAUCUGAAGGUUUUUGGCUUAAACAGGGCUUUGUAUCAAUAGCAGAAGUGGACAAAAAGGGUAGAGCUCGGAGGCUUCCUAUUAAGGCUGAUAUACGUAAAGCACUAUGCUUUCCUGGAGGUUCAACCCUUAUGGUUUCUCAUCUUAGUAAAGAUGCUUCAGCUGCAGGAGAAUAUCUGAGCUUUUCUUAUCCACUAAAGCUUUAUGAGAAGUCUCAAUCCUCAGCUCCUGAUAAAUCUUUAGGUCAAAAAGCAGCCAAUGUUGCUGCCAAGCAGUGUUCUUGUUCCUCCCAAGGUGCAAAGAGGAAGGUUUGGGAAGCAUCAUUGUCCUCUUUGAAGACAAAAAAAGUGAAGGGAACUCAUGAAAUUGACAGUCAUCAAAACGGCUGUCAGUUAGAUUCUAACAGGCGUAUAAUCGCAGAUAGUGACAGAUAUGGUUCUUGGCUUGAUCGGUGCUCCGUUUCAACAGAUAAAUCAUUGGUGGAAGUUACUCCUGGAGUUUCUUUGAUUAAUAAUUUCAUGGAAAGUGAGGCUCAAGAAGGUAGACCAAAUUGUAUGACACCAGAAGCACUAGCCACUAAAGAACUUCAAUCAAAUAGAGAUUGCUUUAGAAUUAUGUUGAUGAAUAUUGCUGAUGAUACAAAGAAAACACAUCUUACAAAGGUAAUUGAAAACCUUGGUGGCACUCCAACCUCUGAUGGAAGGAUAAGCACACAUAUUGUAACAGGAAAAGUGAGAAAAACACUGAAUUUCUGCACUGCUUUCUGUUCAGGGGCUUGGAUAGUUUCACCGAGUUGGUUAAAAGAAAGCUUUACGGAAGGAAAAUUUGUGGAUGAAUUGCCUUAUAUAUUACACGAUGAAGAUUAUGUAUUGAAGUACAGAACUGAGCUAAAAGAUUCUAUUUUUCGAGCCAAAGCAAGGCCUGGAGCUCUGCUUAAAGGAUAUAAUUUAUGCAUCGCAGCUCAUGUUCAACCCCCUGUCACAACUCUGUCUGCCAUCAUCAGGUCUGCUGGUGGAAAUAUUAUCCGUGGAGUGGACAAAGUAAAAGAAGCAUCAAAAACAAUCUUCAUUGCGUGUGCAGAUGACAUGGAGGAGGCGUUAUCUGCUGUAAAGAAAGGAAUAUGGACUUUCAGCAGUGAGUGGUUGAUGAAUUGUGUCAUGAGACAAGAACUAGACUUGGAGGCUCCCCAAUUUGCAGAGUCCUUGUAAGGAGGUCUUAACUUACAAGGGUAAUUAUGGAAGGUAAAUUAGUACCGGCGAUUCUGUUUCCUGUCCCCAAUGA